Mytilus trossulus (common blue mussel) is the source of this 2291-nucleotide messenger RNA. RefSeq lists its product as uncharacterized. Gene Ontology annotation, molecular function: proton channel activity. The record is from RefSeq and is a predicted model, not a curated record. Gene Ontology annotation, cellular component: membrane. NCBI's taxonomy places the organism in Eukaryota, Metazoa, Mollusca, Bivalvia, Mytilida, Mytilidae. Bases 51 to 1742 code for a protein of 563 amino acids. Gene Ontology annotation, biological process: proton transmembrane transport. The transcript is spliced from 2 exons.
AAAUAGUUUGUGAGACGUAAUUAAUAGUUCGUGUAGUUUUUACAAGUUUUAUGUUUGUAUAUGCUAUGGAGUCUGUUGCUAAGUUCCUAAAUGCCGCCAUAGUUUUACCAUUUACAGCUGGAGAUGCAUCUGAAAACCAAAUAAACAAUUUGAAUAUUCGACCACACGAUGGUAGUAUCAGCGGAAUGAUUCUUAUUUCAAGCGUCUUGGUGAUUGUUUUUCUUGCUAUGUUUGGAAUAAGAUUGGUGGAUUCAAAAGUUAACAAGACUAUACCAUAUUUGACAUUACGUUCCUAUCUGUGUGUCACAAUUUUCCUAGCUAUAGUUGUGUUUAUUGCUCAUUUCAUCAUUUAUCGAGUGAAUCUUGUAAAACAUAGAAAUUUAGCUUUAACGUGCUUAAAUAGAGUCGAUGCUGUUGCUCAAUUGAAACUUGGAUUUUUAUGGAUUUUUACGUUCGGAGGUAUUUUGUAUGCUUCGGUAAAAGUGAUCAGAGUUCCAUGUAAAGCAAAUACACUUAAGGACUAUAAGAAUGUCGGGUGUAUCGACAACAACUUCACAUACUACAAAGACUACGAAGAGGCAAACAUAACUUUUCAUUGCCUUCAAAUUUCUUUUUAUUUCAUCCAGUCUUGUUUUAUACAUUUCUUCAUUCGUUCCAGCUUCAAAAGUUCAUGGAAGAUUUAUUAUAGUUUUGUAUUUAUAGUUCUCGCAAACAUAUCACAAUGGGCGCAUUAUUUUGCGGAAAUAUACAAGGACUCCAAUUCAAAAAGUUAUAAACUAUUUUGUCCAAUGAGUAAUUAUUCAAUUGCUAACUGCUACUGGGAAAUUGUUUUGAAAGAAAUAGAACCAUACUUAAGACCAGUUGAAAUGGAAUACUUCCUGUUAUCAAUGGUUCUGAUUGCUGAACUUUGGCCAUCUAAGAAAAGUAACUCAAAUGCAAUUUAUUUGCUCGAAGAAGGUAUUGCAAAUGAAUACACACCACUAGAAUCAACCACACCUGGAUUACGAAAAGAGCAUAGUGUGUGUUUGUCAAGUCGUGUACGGACUUGUAUAUUCGUUACUUUGGUAGUUAUAUUUUUUCUGCCUUGUUAUAUCUUCAGUUACUUAGCUUUAGAAGAACGCGAGAAGAAAGCGGAAUCCGUCAAUGCAACAACGAAAACUGUCUAUUUAUUUUAUGAUAUAUUUAUAUCAUUGAUUGAGAAAAUGCUAUUGAUUACGAGCUUUUAUAUCAUUUCUCAAUGGUCAUAUUUUAGACCCAUGAAACGAAAAGAAGGUUUUCAUUUUCAUCAUAAGAUGAUAAUUGCAAGUUUUCUAGGUUCCAUUGGAUAUUUAUCAUUAGUUAUUCUAUCGUGCAUGCAUGAAGGAAACGAAAAUAUGUUAAUCGCCCAGAAAUUUCUAACAAUGAUAAAACUUUACUUUCAAGUUGUUUGCAUUCUUCAAUUACAUAAUUAUGAAAAAUGUCACCGAGGCGUCGGCGAAUACAUUUAUCUUGCUCUAUCGAUUCUUAAUCUUUGUUCUUGGAUUGAUGGCAGUAUUUUUGGAGGUAUAUCUAUAUACGAUGAGGAAAUGUUCAAAGAGGUAUAUGAUGUCACCACUCAAAGACUCAUAUUUAACAUUUUAUUUCCCUUUUUAAUAUUCUUUAGAUUUAAAUCCUUUAUUUUAUUUUAUGGGAUUUAUCGCCAAACCUCAGUUAAUGAUACUAUUUUAAAUAACACUGAUCAUUUACGAUUCGAUGAGCUGUAAAUUGUCUACAUUCAAUUCAUUCUAUAAAUAAUCGUUUUCCUAUGUGAGGGUGUCGAUGAGAAAACCAUAAUAGAAAUUAAUAGGCAGAAAGAAGAAGUAGGAAAAAGAGAAAUCACAAAAAAUACUAUUAAGCUCUGAGAAAAAUCAAACGAAAUGUCCUUAAACAAAGGCAAAAUCAAAAGCUUAACCACAUCAAACGAAUGGACAACAUACAAGAAAAACUAUAUUUAAGAAAUAGAGAAAAAAGGGCAAACAAACAAAGAAAAGAUAAUAAUGGGGUGCUGAAAUAUAUAUGAAGAAAAGAGCAUAAUGGGGUUCUUAAAUAUUUAUGAAGAAAAGAGCAUAAUGGGUUAAACAUAUAAAGAAUAGAGAAAAAAGGGCAAAAAAAUAAAGAAAAGAUAAUACUCCCUAUCCAGACCCUUUUAUGUGAAUAAUAACUUAUUUAGAUUCAGACGAAACGGGAAAUUAAUUAUCUGUUAUAACUUUUAUUAUGAUUCACGUGAAAUGUAACAAUUUACUUAAACUGUUGUCAGAUCGUUAUCUUUUCUU